GGAAGUGCGAUUGAAGAUCACUUCCGGCGCGCUGCGGCUGCCUGGGCGGUGGACCCGGACGGGCGCGGGGCAGGGAACAGUGGAGCCGGUAGUGCCCUGCUGGCGUCUCGGCCGGAGCAGAAGGCGCGGCUGCACCACCGCGCCCGGGCCGCCACGAUGCCGUUCCUGCACGGCUUCCGCAGGAUCAUCUUCGAGUACCAGCCGCUGGUGGAUGCCAUCCUGGGCGCCCUGGGGAUCCAGGACCCCGAGCGGCAGGAGCCCCUGGACGGGCAUCAGUACGUGGCCAGUGAGGAGAGCCGGCUCCACGUGCUGGGGGAGCUGCUGGAGAAGAAGGCCCACUCCCCGUUCUACCAGGAGGGCGUGAGCAACGCGCUGCUCAAGAUGGCUGAGCUGGGACUCACGCAGGCGGCCGCUGUCCUCCUGCGCAGCGGGGCCAACCUCAACUUCGAAGACCCAGUCACCUACUACACGGCCCUGCACAUCGCUGUCCUUCGAAACCAGCCCGACAUGGUGGAGCUGCUGGUGCGCCACGGGGCUGACAUCAACCGGCGGGACCGGAUCCAUGAGAGCAGCCCCCUGGACCUGGCCAGCGAAGAGCCUGAGCGCCUGCCAUGUUUGCAGCGCCUGCUGGAGCUGGGAGCCGAUGUCAACGCAGCCGACAAGCAUGGGAAGACAGCUCUGCUGCACGCUCUGGCCAGCAGCGACGGAGUGCAGGUCCACAACACAGACAACAUCCGGCUCUUGCUGGAGGGAGGAGCAGAUGUCAAGGCCACCACCAAAGAUGGGGACACUGUGUUCACCUGCAUCAUCUUCCUGCUCGGGGAGACCGUGGGCGGGGACAAGGAAGAGGCCCAGAUGAUCAACCGCUUCUGCUUCCAAGUCACGCAGCUGCUGCUGGCGCACGGGGCCGACCCCAGCGAGUGCCCGGCCCACGAGUCCCUCACGCACAUCUGCCUCAAGAGCUUUAAGCUACACUUCCAGCUCCUGCGCUUCCUGCUGGAGUCGGGGGCCGCCUACAACUGCUCCCUGCACGGUGCAUCCUGCUGGUCUGGCUUCCACAUCAUCUUCGAGAGGCUCUGCUCGCAUCCCGGCUGCGCCGAGGACGAGAGCCACGCAGACCUCCUGCGCAAGGCCGAGACUGCGCUGGACCUCAUGGUGACCAACUCCCGGCGGCUCCAGCUGCCCGCGAACUUUGACAUCCACCCGGUGGGCAGCCUGGCCGACAAGAUCCAGGCCCUGCACCACUCCCUGCGGCAGCUGGAGCUCCGGCCCCCAUCCCUCAAGCACCUGUGCCGCGUGCACAUCCGGCUCCACCUGCAGCCGUGGCCGGUGGACACGAAGGUCAAGGCCCUGCCCCUGCCUGACAGGCUCAAGUGGUUCCUCCUCAGCGAGCACAGCGGCAUGGCUGAGGAGGACAGCUGACGGGAGCCGGCCAGGUGGCGGGUCUGGGCACUGCGUCAGCUUGAGGGCAGGGUCCGUCCCGUGGGGAAGCCUGGGGGAGCCUGCGUCCUUUCCUCCACAGGGUGGGAGCACCUGGGCAUUUUCGGGAGCAGGCAGCACAGAGUCCAGGCACCCCGAGCUGGGGGCUGGGGUCCCAAGUCCCAUGUGGGAUGCAAUGAGCCUGCCGCAGGAAGCCAGGGUGCGUCCUACCAGCCAGGCCCUGUCCCACUCCAGUGUCACUCCCGGAAGUACUUUUGCUGAGUGGCGGAGAAGACACGCAAGGCCAGCCCAGGCUGCUGUUUCCGGAGGUGUCACAGGCACCCCCCCUUGCUGCCACUCCAGGCCUGGGGACGAUGCCUUCUGCUGAAUGGUGGUGGCACAGUCGUAUCCCAAGGGCUCCCGAAGCCAGCCACCAGGCCUAUUACCUGCUGCGCAGCCUAGGGCCAGACCUCCAAGCCACUUCCUGGCCACGCGGUUGGCCACCGCAAAUUGUGUAAAGGCCUCUGGGAGAGAGCCGAGGCAGCGAAGUGGCGUAUUUAUAUCACAGAUUAAAGUGAUUCUCUUGGCCUUGG
Messenger RNA from Chinchilla lanigera (long-tailed chinchilla), 2012 nucleotides. RefSeq names its product ankyrin repeat and SOCS box containing 6 (gene Asb6). The transcript has 6 exons. The record is from RefSeq and is a predicted model, not a curated record. Gene Ontology annotation, molecular function: protein binding. The coding region runs from base 157 to 1422 and encodes 421 amino acids. NCBI's taxonomy places the organism in Eukaryota, Metazoa, Chordata, Mammalia, Rodentia, Chinchillidae. Gene Ontology annotation, biological process: protein ubiquitination; intracellular signal transduction. Gene Ontology annotation, cellular component: BRCA1-BARD1 complex.